AUGGGUAACUAUAUGAUAAAGCAAAGUUAUCUCUAGAAACUUUAGAAGAGAUGUGCUAAGAUAGUCAUAGCUAAUAUGGUGAACUUUAGACAUUGUCUAAAGACUACCAUCAGGAUUUGGAGUCUAGCAGUAUCUGGAGAGUACCACAUUGACUAUUCUUAUGUUAAGAGAAAACAAAAACUCAUGGUACUAAUGGAGUGUUAGACCUGUGGGUAGAGUUUCUUUCCAUCCAUAAAAACCCCUCUUUGUCUGAAGUCUAUCUUAGGGUGAUCGGGUGAAAAAGCAGGCUAGCAAAUUCAAGGUUGUGCAGUUAAAGUAACCUUGGUGCUCAAGUGCAACAAACCCACUUCCAGGAGAUAAAUAAAUGUUGAAAGGAAGGGGGUGGGGAAAUUAACUGGAAAGUUUGGUAUAAUGACUGCUUGGCAGUUGUAUAACCUCCCUGUAAACAAUUUGGAAUGAAUGUUCAGUGCCAGGUAAUUUGGAUCCACCUUAGUGGUUGUGUACUACUAACUUUAGAAGGGGUGAUUCCAGCAGGUGUGGCUUUGCAUGACAAGUCACACCUCCUGAAAAUCCCUCAUUGAUAUACCGGUAGCUACUCUAAGCUCCUCUUUUUCACCUGACCACUCCUAGUCUCUAUGGGAAUUGCAGAUGAAGUAAUUUUGAUUAAGAUUUGCUGGGAUUCCAGCUGUGUUUACAAGAGAAGAAUAAGCUAUCUUGCAAAGCAGGUCGGAAACCUCAUCCAAAUGAAAGAGAGGCAUGUAGUAAGAGCAAACAAGUCAGGGCCAAGUCAUACUAAAGCCAAAAAUGCCUACAGCAGAACCGGUCCACCCAUGAGGUAAGAUGAGACAACUGCCUCUGGUGGCAGGAUACACUGGGGCAGCAGAUCACCAUCAGGUGCCGCAGUGGCAGGGAUGGAUGCGACAUGCUCCUUGGCGGCCAGAUCUGUUGCCGUCUCAGCAGGCACCACCACCCAUGCCACUGCUACAGCGACCUCUUGGCAAAUAGGUGCCACUGGUGGUCUCCCAGCCCCAGGGAAGGACUAGUGGGUCUGCCCUCUGGGGUUUCCUGGGCUCUGCAUCAACCUGGCAUGAUUCAGAGCAGCCCCAUUCUCCCCACAAAACCUGCCAUGGCAGACUUUGACUUCCAUUUCAACCAUAGGGUAAGGUUGAUUUGAUUCUCUUCCCCUUUGUUCCUGGUGUAGAUCUUCACUCACCCCUUUCACUCACCCCUUUUUCCCUGGCAGGCAGAACAUUUUGUCGUUCACCUCAAAUGCCAAAAUGUCUUGGGCCAGCCCUGGUCCACAGUCCCUUGUUCUUAUUUUGGGGGCAGGUGUAAACACUCUGAUCAACCUUGCUUUUGCUGUUGGGUUCUCGCUAUUUGAAUGGUUUUAAUGCAUAGCUUUAAGCUGACAGUAAUUCACAGAACAAGCCAUCGGCCAGAACCUCUUGCAAUUCUUCCUUCUGCUAUUCAUGAGCAAAUCUGUCAAUUUCAGUUUCUCUGUUUCUAAUUUUUCCUUUCUUAAAUUUAGUUAUACACAUAUCUACAUUUCCAGUUUGUGCAUAUGUAAUUUGAAGGACCUUGUGAAAUUUCACCAACAUUUUCGUGUUAAUUCUACUAAUAUACAUGUAUUAUUAUGCCUAAUAUACACACUUUGAAAAGCACUUUCCCCUAAUAGAAAUCAUUUUUGCAUGCUAUUUUCAUUAAUAUAAGCAUUUUAUGCACACUUUGCUUCAGUACUGUAUAUGCAUUUCUGUAGACAUUACUUGGCUGGAGAACUGCAUUGCAAAUUUCACAAAAGUGAAUUUUUAAGGAUGGCUGUGUUUGGUUUGCGUAUUGUUUCGGAAAGUGUGAAUUAAAUAGGUUCACCAUUAAAUUAGAACUGAAUUUCUCUACAUAUGAUGAUACACUAUUUUUUUAAAAAACUAGAGGGUUCUAAGCAGUAAUAUAAAGAUAAUAUUUUUGGGGCUGGUAAAAAAAAUGCCAAUCAUUUGUUCCUCAUUAAGUGUGCAUCUACUUAGAAUUGCUAUUGUUGUUAAUGACUUUCUAAACUUGCAUGAUCAUUGAAGGUGGAGGGGGCAAUGUAGUCACUUUACUGAUAUUUGCCACGAAACAAAGUUUACCUUAUCCAAAUGCUACCUGGAUUCACCUGCUUCUGUAUAGACACAGGCUGAGUUUUCUCCCCCUACAUCAUUUUGCAUCCUGCGUGGUGCUUUGUUUUGCAGUAAAAGAGCGAGCUUUCUUCUUUAUUUCCCUAUGCUAAGGAUGUAAAGAACUUCCACAUAGUUAUGUAUUUAUUUCUGACAAGCAAGUUAAAGCCACCAUAAUAAAUACCUGGAGAAACUACACUAGAGCCUUGACAAUUUCAGAGGAAAGUCAAGCUGGUUAAUAAGUAAGAGGCAUUUUAACACAGGAUUCUCAUAAGGUUUUGAGCAGAUGUGCCUGUGGAUCUCAAAGAACAGCUGCAAGCUUGUGAAAGGUAUUGUAUUGAAUACAAAUGCAGAAGGACAGAAUCAUUUGUACUACCUUAGGGCUGUGUUUUUUGUGUCUUUUCAACCUUGACCAUUGAUUCAGGCUCCAUCUGAGUAAUAGUAAAUAAACAGCUUUGCUGAAAGGGUUGCAUAGAAGGUUUUCCAGCCUAAGAGGGGAGAGGAAGGCUGAAGUUCAGACUGUGCAUGAGGGCAGCACAUAAGUAAUUGACUCUAUCAGUAUAUACAGUGUUUAAUGUUUGUCUUGCAUUUUGCGGGAGUCUUACAAAGAGCCUUUCUGGUACAGUCAGCCCAGGGCAUGUAUAUGUAAAAUCAGUGCUAUUUUUCUAGAAGAAGUGCUGGAACUCACCAUGAACGCCUCCCUUGUUCUCUUAUAAUGGCAAUGGCGCCCACCUGAGAGGUGCUGGGACUGAGUUCUGGUGAGUUCCAGAUGAAAAAAAGCCCUGCGUAAAAUAUAAAAAUGUGGCUGUGGGUGUUGACAAGCCCAUGAAUAGGAACUUGACCAGGGCUUAAUUCUUGGCAUAGCUGUUGUGCACUUGAAGACUUAAUAAAAAACACCACACAUGGUUAGAACAUCAGACUGGGGCCUGAAGGACCAAGGUUGAAAUCAGUUAUGAAGCUCACUGGCGUUGCCUUAGGCUGGUCCCUGUCUCUCAGCCUAAUCCACCUCACAGGGUUGUUGUGAGGAUAAAAUGGAGUGGGGAGAAACACCGCUAUGAGCUCUUUGGAGGAAAAAGUGGGAUAUAAAUUGAAUAAAUAAAUAUUGACUUGCUUUGUAUUUGGGAGUAACCUGCUUCGUUGCCUGGGAUGGGGUGGGUGGCUUGAUAAUUUGACUGCGAAAUCAAACCAGGGAGUGUCCAGCCGUUUCCACUGUGCCAUUUUCUUGAUGAAAUGCCAACUUGUAGGGGCAACCAUACCAUUAGUCAAAAUGAGGCAGAUGCCUCAGGUGGCAAAUGCUGGAAGCUGUCGCAAGGUGUUGGGGGGCAGAGAGCUAUGUGCCCCUAAGCCUGCUGCCCUCAAAUGUAUUGCAAGUGAAAGCAACAGCCCUUCUGCAAAAUGGCUCAUUGUGCAUUUUUCAGUAAGAGUCUCUCCCAUCUCAUGCUUCCUUGUAUUUUAGCUGGGAAAACGACAGAUUGUUGGAGGAAAAUGCAAAGCAGUGAAUGGAUUUUCCCCACCUUGAUCCUUUGCAUAUAUGGCUUCUUCUCCUUGAUGAGACCAUCUGAGGCUUUCUUGACUCCUUAUCUUGCUGGGCCUGAUAAAAACCUGACUAUUGAUGAGGUACAGUGAUGCACAUUUUAUUCACGCUAAGGUAUUCAGUCAUAUGUCGGGAGUUAAUUACAAAUGGGGAAGGAAUUCGUUUAACCUUAUAAACAAAAGGUAACUUAUAAUUUUCUACAGAGAAACCGUUACCUUCAUCCCACUUUUUAUAAAUGUAAGUUUAGAUACGUGUACUUCGUUAAGUUUUAUAUUUCAGGGUCUGUGGAACUUCUUGCCACAAUAAUUCAGAGUUCCUCCCUGUUUGCCAUCUCUUACACCUCCUGAAGAGACUGAAACCUGAUGGACAUACUACCUCCCACAAUACAUUUCUUUUUUACUUCUGAACAUAAUUUCAAGGCUUUCAUCCUGAUUUUUGUUUAUUUUUAUUUUGUUUUGGUAACAAAGCAACCUGGUCGCACACGCAGGCCCACAGUAAACUCCCAGCAAGCAAGUUUUGUCCCACUCCUUUCCAGGACAUUACUUUCUGUGGCUGGCAUUAUUAAAGCUCCAAGAGAGCAAGGUGUAUUAUCCUUGCAAGUAAAAGAAUGACUGAAAAUGCCCUGUGUGGAAAAAAGAAAUGACAGCAAUGAAGCAUCAGGCAUCAUGUGUGAAAAGAUCAGCUAUCAAUCUAGCUCUGGAAUGCCAGUUUGGAAUUAAGCAAAGCAAGUUUCUGCCCAUGUGUUGUGCCUAAAGAAAGGCCAGGCUGUGAAUGAGAUGGUGAGCUAGCCACUAACUGCUAGCAAAACUUGAAUGGGAGAGAAUAGGGGACUGAAGAGACAGAGGAGCUGUUAGAGGAGAAAACAGGCCUUGGCUACCAAAAUUCGCCUAGGGUCUCUACCGUAAAAUUAUAUUGUAGUUUCAAUAAUUGCUUCUAUAUUUUUCAUGCCUUAUAUUUGUUAGCCUUUCAAUGUUACAAAAUUCUUCCUUUUCCCUUCCAGGUGACGCAGCACGUUUUCCCUGUUUGGACGUACUCCUACUUGGCUCUACUAAUCCCAGUAUUCCUGAUCACAGACUAUGUACGCUAUAAGCCUGUCAUUAUUCUCCAGGGAGUUAGUUUCCUGAUCACCUGGCUGCUGCUUUUAUUUGCAUAUGGUGUGCCUGCCAUGCAGCUGGUGGAAUUUUUCUAUGGCAUGGUGACUGCCACAGAGGUUGCCUAUUAUGCCUACAUAUACAGUGUUGUCAGUCCUGACCAUUACCAAAAAGUCACUGGAUAUUGCAGAAGCAUCACUCUCGUGGCAUCCACCAUAGGUUCCUUGCUGGGCCAGCUUCUAGUCUCUCUGGCCCAUGUCUCUUAUUUUUACCUCAAUGCCAUAACCAUGGCCUCUGUCUCUGUGGCCUUUAUGUCUUCAUUUUUUCUACCCAUGCCUCAAAAAAGUAUGUUCUUUCAUAGAACGUCUUCCCCAGAAGCAUCCAUCGGACCAACAGAUAA
Molecule: messenger RNA, 5172 nt
Organism: Podarcis lilfordi (Lilford's wall lizard)
Lineage: Eukaryota; Metazoa; Chordata; Lepidosauria; Squamata; Lacertidae
Source: the annotation of a GenBank genome assembly